Molecule: messenger RNA, 789 nt
Organism: Dioscorea cayenensis subsp. rotundata (Guinea yam)
Lineage: Eukaryota; Viridiplantae; Streptophyta; Magnoliopsida; Dioscoreales; Dioscoreaceae
Product: probable cytokinin riboside 5'-monophosphate phosphoribohydrolase LOGL10
Exons: 8
Coding region: 1-789 (262 amino acids)
Biological process (GO): cytokinin biosynthetic process
Cellular component (GO): nucleus; cytosol
Molecular function (GO): hydrolase activity, hydrolyzing N-glycosyl compounds
Source: RefSeq, a predicted model, not a curated record
AUGACUACAUCAAAAUUCAAGACAAUUUGUGUUUUGUGUGGUAUUAGCCCAGGAAAGAAAAAGAAAUACCAAGAUGCUGCCAUUAAUCUUGGCAAAGAACUAGUUUGCAGAAACAUUGAUUUGGUAUAUGGAGGAGGUAAUAUUGGAUUAAUGGGCUUGAUAUCGCAAGCUGUCUUGGAUGGUGGAAGCCAUGUGCUUGGAGUUAUUCACAAAGCACUAAUGGAUAAAGAGAUAUCUGGUGUCACUAUAGGAGAAAUAAAACCAGUUGAAAAUAUGCACCAGAGGAAAGCAGAGAUAAGCCUACAUGCUGAUGCCUUUGUUGCUAUACCUAGAGGUUAUGGGACUCUUGAGAAACUUUUUGAAGUAAUUAGCUGGCCACAAUUAGGGAUACAUGACAAGCCGAUCGGAUUGCUGAACAUUGAUGGCUACUGCAACUCAUUACUAUCCUUCAUUGAGCAAAUUGUAGAGGAAGGUUUUAUAAAACAAAAUGCACAUCAUAUCAUUACCUCUGCUUCAAAUGCAAAGGAGCUAAUUGAGAAACCAGAGGACUACUACCCAUGUCAUGAUGAAGUGUCAUCAAAACUAAAUUGGAACUCUGAACAACUCAAACGCUCCCAAAGAAGUGUUUCCUUCUCCAACAAUGCACAUGGUGUUGGCGAAGGGAAUUGGUACCGUCUUGACACUAUCCAUGGUGUUGGAAGGCUUACCUUCCUUGCCAAUGGUAUCAUGCUUGGUUUCCUUCUCCAACAAUGCACAUGGUGUUGGCAAAAGGAAUUAACACUGCCUUGA